Lynx canadensis (Canada lynx) is the source of this 999-nucleotide messenger RNA. It is a transcript of the gene MITD1, whose product is annotated as microtubule interacting and trafficking domain containing 1. NCBI's taxonomy places the organism in Eukaryota, Metazoa, Chordata, Mammalia, Carnivora, Felidae. Gene Ontology annotation, cellular component: midbody. The record is from RefSeq and is a predicted model, not a curated record. The coding region runs from base 317 to 862 and encodes 181 amino acids. Gene Ontology annotation, biological process: midbody abscission. The transcript has 7 exons.
ACUCACGGACCGCGAGAUCAUGACCUGAGCCGAAGUCGGACACUGAACCGACUGAGCCAUCCAGGCGCCCCAUAUUGAUAUCAAUAAAAUGUUGGAAACAACCUGAAUACCCUGGGAAGAAGAGAGGUUGAAUAAAGUGUGGUACAUCCACACAAUGGAGUGCUAUACCGCUGUAAAAAACAAUGAGGAUCUGUGGAAGCGAUAUGGAGUGAUUUCCAGGAUACACUGUUAGGUGAAAACUACAAAGGACAAAGAGAUCUAUGGCACCAAAGAUGUUACAAAGAAAUGUAAUCUCAGAAAACAAAUUUCUAGCUACAUGGAUAGAGCAGAAAUAGCGAAGAAAUACACGGAUCAAGAAAAAGAAGAUGGAAAAUAUCAUCGGCAGAUUAAAAUAGAAGAGAAUGCAACAGGUUUCAGUUACGAGUCACUUUUUCAAGAAUAUCUUAAUGAAACAGUUACAGAAGUUUGGAUACAAGAUCCUUAUAUUAGACAGAUUCAUCAGCUGUAUAACUUUCUUCGAUUUUGUGAGAUGCUUAUUAAGAGACCAUGUAAAGUAAAAACCAUUCAUCUUCUCACCUCUCUGGAUGAAGGUAGUGGGAAAGAGCAGCAAAGUAGUGGCCUGCAAGAAAUAAAAGAGUCACUCAAGAAUCAUGGAGUGCUGUUGGAAUUAGAAUAUUCUUCUUCAGUACAUGACCGAGAAAUUAGGUUUAACAAUGGAUGGAUGAUUAAGAUUGGAAGGGGACUUGAUUAUUUUAAGAAACCACAGAGUCGUUUUUCCCUUGGAUAUUGUGAUUUUGAUUUAAGACCAUGUCAUGAAACAACGGUGGACAUUUUUCAUAACAAGCACACAAAAAAAAUAUGAUGGGCAGUAACUUAAUUUGCAUUAUAUAUUUAUAUUUUAAGUGAAUAUUGAUUUUGGGUUUUUUGUUUUUUUUUUUACUUUGGACAGAUCAUUUCUAUAAUUAUGUAUUCAAUAAUAAAUUUUUACAUUUCUACUAA